GCCUUCAUCGAAGUUUCCAUUGUGCGCCAAAAUUGUUGAUUUUUGUGUUGGUUUCCAAUGAGUCUUAUUUUUGACGAGUAUGGCAGGCCGUAUAUUAUACUUCAAGAACAAGAAAGAAAGACACGAAUAAAGGGAUUAGAUGCCAUUCGUUCUAAUAUUACUGCGGCAAGAACACUCGCACGCACGCUCACUACCUCACUUGGACCUAAAGGAAUGGACAAAAUGCUACAAAGCCAAGACGGAGAUGUUACAGUAACUAAUGAUGGUGCAACUAUUCUCAAGGAAAUGGACGUUGAAAACCAAGUAGCGAAGUUGAUGGUAGAGUUGGCACAGAGUCAAGAUGACGAAAUUGGCGAUGGAACUACUGGUGUUGUAGUUUUAGCAGGUGCGCUUCUUGAACAGGCCUUGAUCUUACUAGACAGAGGAAUCCAUCCAACAAAAAUUUCCGAAGGUUUUGACAAAGCUUGUGAAGUUUGUUUAGAUAAACUUGAGCAAAUCUCACAAAAAAUAGAGUUUAAUGAAAAUUCAUAUGAUGAUUUGGUGAAAGCUGCUAUGACUACGAUGAGUUCCAAGGUGGUCAACCGGUAUUCGCAACAGCUUGCGGAGAUAUGCAUAAAAGCUAUAUUUUCUGUUGCAGAUUUUGAAAGGAAGGACAUCAACUUAGAUCUGAUCAAAGUUGAAGGUAAAGUGGGUGGCACGUUGGAAGACUCGGUAUUGGUCAAUGGAAUUGUUUUAGAUAAAGAUGUCAGUCAUCCGCAAAUGCCAAAAGCAGUGGACAACGCCAAGAUUUGUAUUUUGACUUGUCCUUUUGAGCCUCCAAAGCCAAAAACCAAGCACAAGUUGGAUAUUGAUUCUGUAGAAAAAUACAGAGAUUUACAAAAGGCUGAACAAGAGUAUUUCAGAGAUAUGGUUCAGCGAGUAAAAGAUUCAGGUGCCAAUGUAGUUCUAUGUCAAUGGGGCUUUGAUGAUGAAGCCAAUCAUUUGCUGUAUCAGAAUGGACUUUUGGCCGUACGAUGGGUUGGAGGAGUAGAGAUUGAGCUAGUCGCUAUGGCCACUCAUGGUAGAAUUAUUCCAAGAUUUUCGGAAAUCUCAGAAAAGAAACUGGGUAGGGCUGGUAAAGUUCGAGAAGUAUCUUUAGGUACCACACAUGACCACGUCAUUUUUAUUGAAGAUUGUGCAAACAGCAAAGCCGUUACCAUUUUUCUUCGUGGUGGUAGUAAAAUGGCAGUAGAUGAAGCCAAACGUAGUGUGCAUGAUGCUUUAUGUCAGGUCCGUAAUCUGAUCAGAGACCAACGUAUUGUUUAUGGAGGGGGCUCUUCGGAAAUUGCUUGUAGUCUUGCUGUUUCUGAGUUUGCAGACAAAGUUUCUGGUGUGGAGCAGUAUGCAAUUCGUUGCUUUGCUGAUGCUCUUGAUGCCAUUCCAUCGGCCCUGGCGGACAAUUCAGGAUUAUCGUCGCUUGAGACUUUAGGAGCUUUGAAAGCGGCACAAACAAAACAAAACAACUCCCGCCUUGGUGUCGACUGUUUAGGUCUGGGAACUUUGGAUAUGAAAGAACAGAAUGUCUAUGAAACUCUGCUAAGCAAGAAACAACAGAUACAGCUCGCUACACAACUCGUUAAGAUGAUUCUGAAGAUUGACGAUGUCAUUGGGCCUACUGAUGCGUUGACUUAAGUUUCUUUAAGAACCGAGUUUUGCAUUUUGUUAUCGUCUCAUUUGUUCCUUGAUCCGUAUAAAUCCUUCGUUUUUAUA
Galdieria sulphuraria is the source of this 1749-nucleotide messenger RNA. RefSeq names its product T-complex protein 1 subunit. The transcript has 4 exons. Gene Ontology annotation, cellular component: chaperonin-containing T-complex. Gene Ontology annotation, biological process: protein folding. Gene Ontology annotation, molecular function: ATP-dependent protein folding chaperone; ATP hydrolysis activity; ATP binding. Lineage: Eukaryota; Rhodophyta; Bangiophyceae; Galdieriales; Galdieriaceae. The record is from RefSeq and is a predicted model, not a curated record. Bases 58 to 1671 code for a protein of 537 amino acids.